Messenger RNA from Clonostachys solani, 339 nucleotides. The record is from the annotation of a GenBank genome assembly. Lineage: Eukaryota; Fungi; Ascomycota; Sordariomycetes; Hypocreales; Bionectriaceae.
AUGUCUGGAAACUCUUCUGUCGGACAGGCCUCAGUCUACGAGGCCGGGGAUCAACGCAACUACAAACAGUCAGAAAUCAACAAGUCAGACCCUUACAAUGAAGGGAAGGCCAACUCCCACAACACCUUAGAUUCUAAGGAUGAGCGAUCCAUCGCCAACAGACUAGCGGCUGCGGAGCGCAAGGAUGAGCCAGAGGAAGAUUUGGAAACGAAAUUGACCAAAAAGGACCCUACACUGCCUGCAACCAUGCACGGUAACGAGCCGUCCAAGGGCGCCAAGAUUGACGCUGAGUUGCAAGCUGAGGAGGAAGAGAUUCUAAAGAAGAAGGGCAAGGCGUGA